This is a messenger RNA of Myodes glareolus (Bank vole), 712 nucleotides long. RefSeq names its product neuropeptide W (gene Npw). Lineage: Eukaryota; Metazoa; Chordata; Mammalia; Rodentia; Cricetidae. The record is from RefSeq and is a predicted model, not a curated record. Gene Ontology annotation, biological process: G protein-coupled receptor signaling pathway; feeding behavior. Gene Ontology annotation, molecular function: G protein-coupled receptor binding.
UUCCACUGCAGCUGGCAUAAACCCUGUUCUUGGUCUACCCGCCAAGGGCCCAUAGACGUGAGCGCGCUGGCGCCGAACGGAGAAGUGCGGUGCCCCGGGCCGGGGGCUCCUGUGAACCGGCCCCUGCUGCCGCUGCUGCUGCUUCUGCUCCUGCUGCCGCUGCCCGCCGGGGCCUGGUACAAGCACGUGGCGAGUCCCCGCUAUCACACCGUGGGUCGCGCCUCGGGUCUGCUCAUGGGGUUGCGCCGCUCGCCCUACCUGUGGCGCCGUGCCUUGGGUGGGGCCGUUGGACCGCUCUCCCCGGACUCUCUGGUCCCGGGGCGGGUCGCCGGCAGCGCUCUCCUCCUGCUUCCUUCGCCGGUGCAGGAGCUGUGGGAGGCACGACGCAGAAGCUGGCGGGCUGGCCCUCCCGUCUAUGCGCCCCGGAUUCCGCGGGACCUGGAGCGAGCCCGCCAAACGGAGCAGUCGCUGAGGCGCCGGUCCUGGAUCUCAGCGGAGUCCGCUAGAGCCCUCGGAGAGACGCUUCGCGCCCAGCCAUGGUUCCUGCAGCACAUCCUCAUUGCCGACCGUGUCAGGCUCCAGGACCGGUCCAAGAAUUUAUGGCGCCCCCAUGCCUGACCUGGGCUGGCGCAGUCACGGCUGCUUCCAGGGAGGGCAGCUUACAGCUUCAGUCAGGCCUCGUGGUCUGGUCUGGUCAAUAAAACCAACUUGA